UGGUCGACCCUGCUGUCCAUGCACUCUUAUGAUUUUCCUGGCCUUUACCUUUCGAUAUCUGUGUGCUGUAUCUUGAGGCGCUACGCUUCUCUCUUGUUCUAAUCCCUCGCCAUCUCAAACUAGACGAUUCCUUGUGUCAGUCGCCUUCUCCGAUCGUGACCGCGGCGGCAUCUCGAAUCUCCAAGCCAUCAUCGAACCCUCUGUCGCUCUUUGCGCUGUUCAAAAACGCAGAUACAAGUACAAUUGAUCAAGCCACCACAGCGGCCCGAGCUCUCACUAUUCCACCAUGGAUCAUUCCCGAGAUCCCUGUCCCUGGGUUGCCUUGUCCGACUUUGGCGGAGCGUUCUGUAUGGGAGCUCUAGGAGGUACAUUAUGGCACGGAAUCAAGGGUUUCAGGAAUUCACCCUACGGCGAACGACGAAUAGGCAUGAUCACAGCCAUCAAGGCUCGAGCGCCCGUUACAGGAGGUAACUUUGGAGUAUGGGGCGGUAUGUUCAGCACUUUCGAUUGCGCAGUCAAGGGCAUCCGCAAGAAGGAGGAUCCAUACAACUCUAUCAUCGCCGGAUUCCUGACGGGAGGUUCGCUGGCGAUAAGAGGAGGUUACAAGGCGGCCCGGAACGGUGCCAUCAUGUGCGCUAUCUUCCUCGCUGUUAUCGAGGGUGUUGGUAUUGGUAUCCAGCGAUUAAUGGCAGAGAACACGAGACUUGAUCUUCCUCCACCUGCACCGCCUUCAGAAUCGGGACGCAUGGCAGCAUGACUGGAAAUGGCCACAAUACCACAUUUCAUUUAACGAGUUCUUUGGAUCGUCCUGCUCCUGCGAUUGCGCAAUUAGCGCAAUAUCGGUCCUUGCAAGAUUCUCUACUCUCCAGCAAGAUUUCCAACUUCGUUGUUUAACGUUGAAAGACUUUUGCAAUGGCAUAGCGGGCGAAUGGACAUAAACGGACACAGGCGAACAAUUCUCAUGGUUUGGAAUGACUGAACAUUCAAGCAACCCGCAGAUCUUCCGGGUUGGCAUGCCCUUUUGGUGACAAGGUGAUUGUUGCUGGCCGGCAAUGCGCUCUGGACAUCGUAAAUGCGGUAGAGAAUUGUUGAAGUGAUGUCAACCGUGUACUCCAAAGGUGUAAUAUAAUGUACAACGAGCGAAGGAAUUGCAAAAAUCGAAUUCUGCUUUGUCACCUCUGGCUGCUUGAUUGUGAAUACUCAUGUC
Cladophialophora immunda is the source of this 1207-nucleotide messenger RNA. RefSeq names its product mitochondrial import inner membrane translocase subunit tim17. Gene Ontology annotation, biological process: protein import into mitochondrial matrix. The transcript is spliced from 3 exons. Gene Ontology annotation, cellular component: TIM23 mitochondrial import inner membrane translocase complex; mitochondrial inner membrane. Gene Ontology annotation, molecular function: transmembrane protein transporter activity. The record is from RefSeq and is a predicted model, not a curated record. Lineage: Eukaryota; Fungi; Ascomycota; Eurotiomycetes; Chaetothyriales; Herpotrichiellaceae. The coding region runs from base 287 to 757 and encodes 156 amino acids.